AUGUCGUCGUCGCGCUCCCAGUCGCCCGCCCCGUCCCGCCAACCCCCGUCGACCCCGCGCCAGUCCUCGCGCCGGCCGUCCACCCAGCCCACCAGGUCCAAGCAGCAGCACCACCACCCUGCUCAGCAGCAGCAGCAGCAGAUCCGCACCCUCCUGUCGCCCCAUCGCUCCCCCAAGGUCGACUCGCCACCUCCCGCCUCUGCCUCGCCGCGCCACUCGCUCGUCCCGACCACCCAGGUCGACCACGCCAAGCUCGACGACAACAAGGGUCGCAGGCGCCACAAGCAGAACCGCGCAGAGACGCCCCUCAAGCACGAGGCGUCCCUCUCGUCGUCCGACGACUCGGCCCCGGUCCAGGCGCCGGCCACCACCACCGUCGACUCGUCCGCCGCGACCCCGUCCAAGUCGGCUCGCCGCCGUCGAGGCAAGUCGACCCGCCAGCCGAGCCCGCCCCCGCACGACGGCACCGAGCUCGAGCACCCGGCGCCCGUCUUCCCCUCGACCACCCCGCCCCAGACCGACCUCGGCGCCCUCGCGCACCACUCGCGCUCGGUCCCGCCCGACCCGUUCCUCCAGGCGCCCCGUCUCGACGCCGCGUGGGACAUGCCCGCCGUCGCCGCCUCGGGCACCGACUCGCCCAAGCAGAACCUGUCGUGGCAGCAGGAGCUCCUCCGCAGCGGCUCGACCCGCAGCGCCACCCGCGGUGACUCGCCCGUCGCCCGUCCCCGCUCGCGCGGCGUCUCGUCCAACGCCAAGGACUCGCGCUCGAACGCGCAGGCGGCGUCGGCGGCCAAGAGCCGCCCGGCCCUCCACACGUCGCACUCCGAGUCGGGCACGACCGGCGCCGGCCCUUCGCUCAACUGGCAGCAGGAGCUCCUCCUGUCGAUGGACCCGGCCGCCACGGUGCAGCAGCAGCCGUCGCAGGCGCAGCAGCAGCAGCAGCUCGGUGCGCCCGCCGGCAUCACGCCCGCUCGCCAGCGGCGCAACCAGAUCAAGGACAGCAUCACGUUCGGCCUGUCCUCCGUCGAUCUGAGCGAGGAUGACACGGACGUCUUUGCCUCGCCGGGCUCGCGUCGCGGCGGGCACGCCGGCGCCUCUCGCGGCGGCCGUUCGGCCCAGCCAGCCUCGGCCCCGACGAGCUUCUCGACGCCGUCCAGGGCGCAGCAGCAGCAGGCCGCCCCGGCGAGUCUCGUCGAGCCUCGCUACGCCGGGCCGACGUUCCACAACUCGCCGGCGCCGAGCUCGCUCCCGAUGCCGUCGUUCAUGCUCCGCCGCAAGGUCGACGUCGCCGUCUAGGUCGCUCGGGCCUCGUCGUCGCCAGCUCUGCCUCCCUUCCUUGUUGUUCUCGCCUGUCGCCUCCACCUUCUUCCCUCCCUCGCCCUCGCUUCAUCUCGCCGCCAGGCGCUCAAACCCGCCAUACCUCCCGACGUCCAUACCCUCCUCCUUCGCGCGAGCGCGCAAGUGUAACCCUGUCGGCACCGCCUGCCUCUCUACCUGUCGUCACCACCGCCGACCCUCGACUUCUGCGACCUUAGGCCCACUCGUCACACGCGCACCUCUCUCGCCGCGCGACGCCUGCGCCACCACCACCAUCGGCUCGCCUACUCUCGCUCCACGACCUCGACCCACCGUCGCCCGCAUUGUCUCGCCACGCCCUCGUCGUCGUCGUCGUCGCCGCCGUCACUCAGCCCGUGUUGUCGCCGUCUCUCUCUGUGUCGGAUCUCGUGUCUCAGGUCGCCAGGCAGGCCCUGCUCUCGUCGUUCUACUUGUCGUACACCCUUUCUGUCCUACCCCCUUCCUCGUCCAUGUUGUCCUCCUCCCCCCUCCCCCUCCCCCUCGCUCGCGCCAGGUCGCUCUCCCAUGCGGCGUCGGAAGCCAGGCGGGUCCGCCUUUUCUGUCGAGCUAUAGUUCGUCUCGCAGGGAUCCCCUCUUCCUCCUCCUCCCCUUCCUCCCUCCCCUCUCAUCGUCGUGCUCUUCCUCCCCCCCUGCCUGCUCGUACUUCUCCCUUUCCCAGCCCUCGCGCGUGCUCAACCACGCGCAACCUCUUGCACACACUCCUUUACUCUUCUC
Messenger RNA from Rhodotorula graminis WP1, 2070 nucleotides. RefSeq lists its product as uncharacterized. Bases 1 to 1296 code for a protein of 431 amino acids. The transcript is spliced from 2 exons. The record is from RefSeq and is a predicted model, not a curated record. NCBI's taxonomy places the organism in Eukaryota, Fungi, Basidiomycota, Microbotryomycetes, Sporidiobolales, Sporidiobolaceae.